Molecule: messenger RNA, 1551 nt
Organism: Aphanomyces invadans
Lineage: Eukaryota; Oomycota; Saprolegniomycetes; Saprolegniales; Verrucalvaceae
Exons: 1
Coding region: 28-1278 (416 amino acids)
Biological process (GO): regulation of DNA-templated transcription
Molecular function (GO): sequence-specific DNA binding; DNA-binding transcription factor activity
Source: RefSeq, a predicted model, not a curated record
GCUAGGUCGUUGCCACUCCAAGUUGUGAUGCUGGCCCUCUCUGCUCCGUCGCACCCGCCCAUGCGUCACACCUACACACAUGACACAUCAAACGUAGUCGAGAGCCCGUGUCGACUUCACAACUUCAGCGUCGAGAUGAAUCUGUCGAUCGCUGCCUCGAAAGGGUUUGCGAUCCCGAUGCAAAUGGAGGCGUGCAAACGCGGGUGGGUCGCGCCAUUCCUCCUCCACCUGCACCAAAUGCUUCGACGAGAGUCGCCUCAGAUCAUCCGUUGGACGCCCAACGGUAAGGCGUUCGAGAUUCUCGACAAGACCACCAUGACCGAGAAGAUUUUGCCCAAAUACUUUCGCAACAAAAACUUUGCCAGCUUUCAGCGCCAACUCAACUACUUUGGCUUCCGGAAAUGGUCCAAAUCCCGCGCGAUGCACUCAACCUACAGCCGAGACCACUUUACACGUGACAACUUCGAUGAACUCGUCUAUGUCAAGCGCCAGAGUAAGCGAAAGAGCGGCGGCACCGAAUCCAGCGACAAGAGCGAUAUCGACAUGGAAGAGGCGUCCAAUUCAACCGAACUCAACUCUCUUAUGAGCUCUCCUAUCAAGACGCAGCCUGCCGUGUCAUCAAAUUUGCGGAUAUCAUCUCUCUUGAGCCCCGACAUUGACACAGCUCCCACCAACCCCGCCCAGUCUUUGGUCGAUCUGCAGCAAGGAUGCGGCGCCAAGGAAACUCAUUCGCCUUCCGCUCUUCCUUGCGUCAAUGCCCCGCGGUUCAGCCUUCCGUCUCUCUCGGAAUUUCGCCAAAACUCCCCCCAAGUUGGCAUGCGCCUUCCAUCGCUUCAUCAGAUCGUUCCGUCCAUCCAAGGAUUUUGGCCAGUCGAAGGCCAGAUUGAAGACGGGCUCUGCUCGCCAUCAUCCAGCUCCAACUCCACGCAAACGCCCUCAAGAAUCGAGUACAACGUCAAGGAGCUGGAGGGCCUGAACGCCGCACGAUUUAUUCGUGGCCUCUACGACAUGAUCUCGUCGAAAGAAGGAGACUGCAUUCGGUGGAACGACGACGGCAGGUCGUUCAUCGUGAUCAACUCGUCCAGGCUAGCGUGGAAGUCUUUACCCAAGUACUUCAAACACAACAAGUUUCGCAGCUUCCAACAACAGCUCAACAUGUAUGGCUUCCACAAGGAGUCCAAAGGGCGCGCCGAGCCCUGCACGUAUAGCCACCCGUUGUUUCGCCGAGGGUGCUUCGCUGACCUGUGUCGUAUCGCACGCAAGACAAGCCUCUCCUAGACCAGCUUGCCAUCUCCGUGCCGUCCACACGCUAUUUAUGACCCUCCCAUCUUCCUCUCAAGUGGAGGUAAUUUAUUCCCUUGGUAUGUUCAUCGGCUCUCGUCGUUACCGCCGCGCCGCCAUCGUGGAACCACACUCAUUAUUUUGAGAACAUCAUUUAUUCAAUCUCCAGAACUCAUUUAUUCCGAUUAUCCCGUUGUUGAUCAAAGGCAGAACGAUUGUGGACAAAAUGAUAGGAUCGUCAACUAUUUCUUAGAAUAAAUGAUUCACUUC